AUGGAUUUCCUGCUGCUGCUGCUCCUGGUCUUUUUCGCACCACUACUCCUCUUCAUAGCAUGGCUAGCCGUCUCCUCGUGUCUGGGGAACCGGUUCCGCACGCGCCUGGGAGGCUUCUCCGUGCGCCCCGACCUUGAUGCGUACGGGCCAAGCUACCUACGGACAAUGGCCAGCUCGGGCCCUGCCAUGUCGGAGCAGAUCGAGCUGGAGGACAUGUUUUCGAGCUCCGAGCCCGGCGUGAGACGUCAUAUCGAAGAAGAGGAUGAUUGA
Messenger RNA from Penicillium lagena, 270 nucleotides. RefSeq lists its product as uncharacterized. Bases 1 to 270 code for a protein of 89 amino acids. The record is from RefSeq and is a predicted model, not a curated record. The transcript is spliced from 2 exons. Lineage: Eukaryota; Fungi; Ascomycota; Eurotiomycetes; Eurotiales; Aspergillaceae.